GGAUGUAGUUCAGCUGGUAGAUCGCUCGCUUAGCAUGCGAGAGGUAUGCGAGAGGUAUGCGAGGGUAGAUCGCUUAGCAUCUCCAUUCUUCGUUUUUUCCCUAUUUACGUCGCCAACUCCUUUUGCGCCGUUUGAGCCGUUUCACAUCUCUGAGAUUGCCAAGGACCUCAAUGUCGGUCCAGAACACUACUCUCUGUAUGGCAAAUACAAAGCCAAGGAGUCUGAGGUCAUCAAUCUUUUAAGCAACAAAUUAACAGGAGAAAUUCCAGUUAAGAUUUCGAGUCUCUCGGGACUGCAUCAGCUGAACUUAUCAAGAAAUCAUUUGACAGGAAGGAUUCCUUUAGAUAUUGGGCAGAUUAGACAGUUAGAAUCACUUGACUUGUCACAAAACCAGCUUUCAGGUCAGCUUCCUUGGAGCAUGUCCCAUUUAAAUUUUCUCAACACUUUGAACCUGUCAUAUAACAACUUUUCUGGAAGAAUCCCAUUAUCAACCCAAAUGCAGACCUUUGAUGCUUCUGCAUUUGUUGGUAAUCCUGAACUCUGUGGGCCUCCUCUAAGACCAACUUUCCUGGAAGAAGAAAAAUCAAAGAGCAAGCCAACAGACUGCGGUGGCAAAGACAACAAAGAAGACGAGUAGAAUUCUGGAAAUUGUUUGAACCGGGUAUGGAGCUAGGAGCAAUCAUUUGUUUUGUGGGAGUCUGGCUGUGAAGUUAGAUCAUCCUUGGAAACAUCUGUUGUUCAACAACACGAGAGUCUGCCUCAGCAACUUGAAAGACUGCCUUUAUUUAAUUGUAGCAGCAUUUGGUUUGCUGGUGACGGAGCAUGUCUCCGGAUUGUGAAUAAAAUUGAAGUUUUAAG
This is a messenger RNA of Rubroshorea leprosula, 858 nucleotides long. Lineage: Eukaryota; Viridiplantae; Streptophyta; Magnoliopsida; Malvales; Dipterocarpaceae. The record is from the annotation of a GenBank genome assembly.